Molecule: messenger RNA, 1169 nt
Organism: Asparagus officinalis (garden asparagus)
Lineage: Eukaryota; Viridiplantae; Streptophyta; Magnoliopsida; Asparagales; Asparagaceae
Product: ankyrin repeat domain-containing protein EMB506, chloroplastic
Exons: 7
Coding region: 1-876 (291 amino acids)
Biological process (GO): protein targeting to chloroplast
Cellular component (GO): chloroplast outer membrane
Molecular function (GO): protein binding; chloroplast targeting sequence receptor activity
Source: RefSeq, a predicted model, not a curated record
AUGNCAACGGCGGGAUUCGCAGCGGCGGUGGCAUCUUCUUGGCCCGAUCCUUCCCUCAGCAAACUCCCGCCUCGUCUUCCUCUAUCGUCGAACUUGAAACCUUGGGCCACGAAAGUUGCUGCUCAAACCUCCACCAGGCGUUUCAAUUUGGAUCGCUCCUCUAAAUUGAGGCCUCAGGAUUUGUGGGAAGACCCCGACCGAUGCGGCGACAGCUUCGAUGACGACGAAGACGGCGACGAUGAGGACGGAACCGCCGAAACAUCGGCCUCCGAGAAUGACGAGCUAGUUAAAAAAGAAGUUGAAGACCUGCUAUCCCCUGAAGAAAGGGCGAUUUUUCAAGAGAACAAGACUCCUGUUCUUUCCAAAAUAUCAACUAUGAUGUGGAGCCCAUUUCAUACUUUGACACUAGCAGGCCAGAUUCCGUACAUGGAUCAAAUGAUUGAACUUGGUACUGAUAUUGAUUCUGUUGACAAGGAUGGUUUAACUGCUCUCCAUAGAGCAGUGAUUGGCAAAAAGGAGGCUGUUAUCAGCCAUCUUUUAAGGAAAGGGGCAAAUCCUCAUGUCAAAGAUAAGGAUGGUGCCACUCCUCUACAUUAUGCAGUUCAAGUGGGUGCCAUGCAAACUGUGAAGUUGCUGAUCAAAUAUGGAGUUGAUGUAAAUAUUGCAGAUAAAGAUGGAUGGACUCCGUUGCACGUUGCUAUGCAAAGUCGAUCUAGAGACAUAGCAAAAGUAUUGUUGGUAAAUGGUGCUGACAAGACAAGGAAGAAUAAGGAUGGGAAAAUACCACUGGAUCUAAGCUUAUGCUAUGGAAAGGAUUUCAAAUCAUAUGAGCUUGCCAAGCUUCUCAAACUUGUUCCAGCAAAUAGAGAUCUGUGAAAACUUGCUAUAAAGUUUUGAUACAGCUCAGGUAAAGUUUACAUGUAUACUUGUUAAUUCCGUAACAAUCCAUUUGACGAUUUUUUAUCCUUUUUUGUGCUAUGUUGGAGGUCUUAUGUUCCCACCAUAGUUUUGUCAUUUGCUCUGAAGAGAGUGGAGAUCUCAGUCCUUCAAACUAAUCCUUCGUCCGAAAAUCUUUCAAGAGCCUAGUUAUUAGAUUUUGAGAUGUUCAUUGUACAUUAGUUUUUAAAAUAUACGAGCUUAUAUAACUAUACUAAAUGAUCAUUCGCUUG